AUGAUCUUAGGUGAAAUAAAAGCUCACUGGGGUCAAUACAAGCAGUCAUACGAUCAAAAGCGGCUACUUAAUUACUUUAGUCAAACAAAUACUGGCCAAAUGACUCUUUUUUGGCUUUACACUAACAGAUUAGGGAUCUCUGAACUACCCUUCUACCAAAAGGUAGUGUUAAGAUUUCUCCAAGACAUAUCUCCCAUACCCAGAAAAAAGAUGAACAUGGCAUUCAUCUAUCAGAAUUUUAUUUCGUCACUGUUCUCCUACAAAAUCUACCACCAUGUUUUAUAUUAUCAUAGACAGUUGUACCCGCUUGUAUGUUCAAAUGGUUCAAUUAUCAAUUGGCUCCCUAUAAUCCAGAUAGCUCUACUGAAUGCUUCGAAAGAAGAUGGCAAUAAAUCUUUGAAAGUUUUGAUGGAGUUACACAAAGAGCUUGAUUUAAAAAGAGAUUCGUUCUAUGAAUUCAUCAUACCAUAUCUUUCAAAGCUUCCAAUCAACUCUAAGUCUCUUUUCCAAUGGAAUAAAGCAUUAGUUAAAAAUGGAGACCUUCCAUCCAAGUCGUCCCCACAUUUCACUAAAGUUCUUUCCCUGUUGUACAAGCAUAAAAAUAUUCAAGCGGUGGAGAAACUAAUGUCUGUCAUGGCAAACGCCAACGUGUCUCGUUUGGUUUCCAAUCGGUGGAUGGACACUCAAACUUUUGUCAUGUUCAUCAAAUGCAUUAAUUUGACCCAUGAACCUCAAAAAACUUUGGAUAAAUUCCUUAACAUUUUAAAAACGGACCCAAAUUUGAAAUCUGCGAAUCGCUGGAUCCUGUUAAUGAAAUAUACUGACAAAGAGAAGAUCAGUUUUGAUUAUCUCAAACGCAAAAGAGAGCUGCAUAUCAGCGUUGCACCAUUGAAACUACAAUUUGAAGAGUGUCUGCAUAUAAAAGAGGAAGGUGAAUUUAUCAAAUCAUUUGCGAAGUUAGUUGACUACAACGAAAUUAUACAUAUCCCAGUUCUCAGUAAAUUUAUUGAAGUAAUGCUGAAGCAUGAUAGCUAUUCAUCUCCUUCUUUGAAAAAUGACUUUCUGUUUAAUGAGUCGUUAAAGCUGCUAAGGACGCAUAUCAAGAUUGUUGAUACACGAAAUUUACGCGCCUCACAACGAGUCAGUAGACUAAUAGACAACCAUUUCUUGAUAAAGGGGUUCAUCACUGGAGUGCUGGAGUCUGAAACUUUGACAUUCAUAACAAAAAUGAAGUUAGUUGAAAAAGUAUUUCGCAUUACUUGUAAAGUGAUGCCUAUAAUAUCAAACUUUAAAGAAUUGAUCAAGUUCACAUCCUAUGAAACUCAACUAGUUGUGAAUAUAUCCUUGCUUUUCCCUUAUGCGAUGUUUAAACUGAAUCAUUUAGAGCAAGGAUUGACACAUUUGAAGAUUAUACUUGCACACAUACAAGGAUUACCCCAUGAUAGAAGUGUCAGUAUUAGUCCUUCUAUAACGCAAGCACUGAUGGAAUGUCUGUCCAAAUUUUGGACUCAUAUGGACAAAAUCGAGCAACGCUCAAGCCAAAAAAUGGCCAUUUAUCAGAUUAAUGCUAUAAAGGUCAUGUUCACAGCGUUGAAGGUAGACCAAAAAUCGGUAAAACCUGAAACCUGGAGGUCCUUGAUUCUUUGUAUGCUAUACAACAGACCACUUGAGGAGGUGAAGACUUUAUUGAAAUGGUUAAUACCUCAGAUCCAAAGAACUGACGUGCAACAUCCAGUUCUUGAAAUACGGAAUUGUAAUCAUCCACUGAGAGUUAUUUUUAACGAGAAAACUAUAUCAGCAUUUAUCAGAAGGGGUUUUAAAGGGUAUGAAGAUCAAGAGUACAAACCUUGGCUCCCCUUUCAGUUUCUGGUUGAAGAUAUCUCCAUCAAAUAUGGAGUACCAAUAAAUAAAGCAAAGGCUAAAAAAGAUGUUAAACUCGGAUUGCAAAAGUUGUUUUCUUUGGAUGAAGGCCAAGUGAACAAUAGAUGGAAAACACUUAGAACUUAUAACUUAGUGGGAUUCGAAGAAAUGCUAACUCAUUAUAACAACGUCUGGGAUAAAAUUGAUACUCUCGCCUAUAAUACGUGA
This is a messenger RNA of Komagataella phaffii GS115, 2088 nucleotides long. RefSeq lists its product as hypothetical. NCBI's taxonomy places the organism in Eukaryota, Fungi, Ascomycota, Pichiomycetes, Pichiales, Pichiaceae. The coding region runs from base 1 to 2088 and encodes 695 amino acids. The transcript has a single exon. The record is from RefSeq and is a predicted model, not a curated record.